Cyprinodon variegatus (sheepshead minnow) is the source of this 2038-nucleotide messenger RNA. RefSeq lists its product as uncharacterized. Lineage: Eukaryota; Metazoa; Chordata; Actinopteri; Cyprinodontiformes; Cyprinodontidae. The record is from RefSeq and is a predicted model, not a curated record. The transcript is spliced from 2 exons. Bases 572 to 1735 code for a protein of 387 amino acids.
UAGCAGGAAAGGAUCAUAACCCAUGGUCUAUGUUAAAAUCCCCCCAUAAUAACCUUUCUACUUCAUACAUAUAUGACAAUUCAACUCUUAAAUAUAGAGUAACACAAAAUUAUAUUUCAAAUCCAUGUUUUUUAUAUCUUACUGCUGCACCAUAUUCAGAUUUAUUGUCUGUCUUUCACACUUUGAGCCCACAAACAGCAUCUAUUUCUGUGGUCUCAGUUAUGUGUGACUGUCUUCAGGAAUGAGCCGGACUAUGUUACACCCUGGUUCCUCCCCCAGGAGCUGUGCUAAAGUAACAGCUGAUGUCAGUCCUGCUUAAAGACAUACACACACAGUCCCUGGUGGCUACACUCACACUAGAACCUGUCCAGCAGUGUCAUCAAAGGCAGAGCAGAGAGGGGAGCAGGGUUCCUGCACCUUCCUUCAGCUAACCCCCAGAGCAUCAAGAACCUGGCACAGAGAGGCUCCAUGCCGCGCACACUAAUCCACAAACCCGGCCUUUAAUCCCAGUUUUACUGCAAGGGGUAGGGUUGUCCACUGCUCUUUGAAAUCCCAUGUGCCUGCUUGGAUUAUGGAGCUGCCCUGUCUUCCAACUGAGACCCCCACCUCUGCCAGCUCCUGCUCCUCGGAUCCCCUGUAUGACAACUGUCCACCUUUUGGCCAGCGAGGCAGGGCCAGGGAGAUGGAAAUGGAGAGCAGGGUUGAGUUUCCUUUAGUAACCAGACUCCCAGGGUCCAGCAGCCCUCUGCCUGGUUUGGUCACAUCUCUGGCUGAGGUUCAGACAGGGGUUGUUGGAGGAAGAGAGCCUGGCUCUUGGCCAGAUCCCAGUUACUGCAGCUGCAGAGGCAGCCUGGGAAGACAAGCCUGGGAAUCAGAGCUUCUUUCAAACAAAUACAAAAGAGGAGGACAACAGGGAGUUAACUGGCAAACAGAGGAUGGGGCUUAUCAGAGCCGAAGCCCCUGCCCGUCACACGGCGAAGAGCAUCGAAGCGCUUUGUCACUGUAUGAUAACCUCACAGAAACAGGAAUACCCAGCAGCUUGGAGGAGGUCUUCGACAUAGAGAUGAACCUGCAGGAGCAUCUCAACAAGCACAUGCACAAUCCAUGGGUCCCUGAGCGUACUGAAGAACCAAUGCAAAGUGAUCCUCUGAGCAAAGACAAGAACAUCUGGCCCUCUUCUGACAUCUCCAUUGGUGACCGUUUUUCACGUAAACAGGAGCAGAAUCCAGACCAAGACAAGAAGCAGGAACCAGAGCUGGACUCAGGAUCCUGCCAUCGACAGGACCUUCAACAGCCUUCCCAGACAGGCCACAUGAAGUGCCAGGAUCUGUGGCCCCUUGCUGAAAGCAAGUGUUCAAAGGAGGGUCCAGUGUCUCUGAGGGUGCCACCUCCUGUUCCCCUGGCUGACCCGUCUGCAAGCGCUCUAAGAAGCAUCCUGACAGGCCUCCAGCAGCAGAUCAUCAAGCAGAGAGAGGAGUACGAGGAGCGAAUCAUCAGCCUGGAACAAAGAAAUGAGGAUCUGCAGGUGGAGGUUAUUCGCCUGAAGACAAAUCUCUCGCAGCAGCGCCAUUGGUACCAGGUGGUCCAGGCUAAGAUAAUGGAGUCUGAGAAGGCCCGAGCUGCUGCAGAGCUCCGUAACGCCACGCUGCAACGGGAGAUGGAUCAGUUCUUUGACACCUUUGGAGAGCUCAACAGUGAGGCAAAGAAGACAGAAUACAUUGUCAAGAGUUUCUGAAGAGAGUUUAUGAGUCAUAUUGAGGACAUAAGAAGGCUAUAAGGACUUAAUAUGAGUUUAAGUUUUAGCUUUUAUGAACGAGCUGAACAAAAUGUAAUAUGUGCAUAUCAAUAAAGUAGGUAAUUAAACAUUUAUUUCUGCACUUUCAGUCAAAGGGUGAUAUUUUGAUCACAGAUUUAUUUUAAACUGUAGGAUAUAUUUAGGUAACUUCUGUCAACAUAAAGAAACAUGCAUUGAAGUAAUUGGAAAAAGACUUUUGAUAUAGAGAUGUUAUGUCAACACCUAACAACAUGACAGCUGGGG